Cuscuta epithymum is the source of this 2651-nucleotide messenger RNA. The record is from the annotation of a GenBank genome assembly. Lineage: Eukaryota; Viridiplantae; Streptophyta; Magnoliopsida; Solanales; Convolvulaceae.
UUUUGCCCCUUUUCCCCAAAAACAAAGAUAAGAACGACAAAAGAGAAGCUACAGUGUAUUUUUCAGUGCUUGAGUCCGAUUGAAACAAGCCUAAAAAUAUCAACUGAACUUGUUAGGAUUUUAGGCUUUGACAAAAAACGUAAUUGGGUCAGCCCUCCUGAGAUUCUUCUUAGUUCUUCCGUCUUCGGUAUCUUCGCGGCCCACCUAGGCAGUGCACAGGCGAUACAGACCGCAGGAGUGCAGGCGUACGUUCGGACAGCGCCGCCCGGUGCCGCCGCCCACCGAACCGCCUGCAAACCAGACCUCCGAAGGUACGCCGGCGUUUCGUUCUAGUAUAACUGCAGACUGCAGUUCGCAUUUCCGGCCGGUCCAAGCGGUCAAGACUCCGGCGUGGCAGCUUUGGAUUCUUAGAAUUGCUGAUUCGCAGGUUCCAAAGGUCACAAGAGAGGUAUCCAGUUUUGCCGCGACCUACUCUUGAAGAUUUGAAAUACAAAAUAUAUGCCACUGCAAGGACCCCCAAAUUAGAUGCCUUGGGUUACGGCAAUUUUCACUUCUGAUGAGUGAUGGCAGGGAGCUUGGUUCAUAGAGCCACUCAUGACGCAGAGAAUCCCCUAGAAGCUUCACUCAGAGAAGCUUUCAACCUUCACGAAGGUGAUCUACAACCUCCCUUUGCUCUGAAAUCCCUCUCCCAAAAACAGUACUCACGUCUCAAUGAAGCCAUCCUGUUCGGCCUUUUGAGCCAACCACAUUCUGUGAAGACCCUCAUUAAGCUAUUGCAUGCUAUCAUCACUGAUGGGUAUUGCUACUUCACUUCUAUGGUUACCAGAUUCAUUGAUGAAUUGUAUGCCAAACUUACUGAUUCUGCAAAGAUUCAGAUAAUUUGGGUUGCUCGUGAAAUGAUUGAUGUGUUGGCUAUAGGGUAUGAUGGAUUGUUAGUGUCGCUUCUUCGACAAAUUAUUGGUGGGGAUUUCGGUGAAGGUAAUUUAUGGCUGUGCUCUGAGAUGGUUGGUAUUUUACUGAGCAAAUGGGAUAGUUUAGUGGAAGAAGAUCCCUUGGUUUUGACAUAUGGAUUGUAUGUGUUUCUUAGGUUAUUAGCUGAUCAUGGUAGGUUAUCUAAUGAUCCAAGACUAAAAACAUUAAAGAGAUUGGAGACAGAGUUUUGUAUUAGGGUUUUGAGGGAACACUUUGGUCUGUGUUUAAGGAUAGGGAAGGAUCUUGUGAGGCUUUUACAAGAUUUGGUCCAUAUAGCUGAGUUCAAGUCCAUAUGGAAAGACUUGUUGUUCAAUCCAGGAGAGUUUAAAGUAAAUGAUUUUAAGUCCAUAGCUCAAAUCUAUGGUUUAAGGACUCCAAGUUUGUAUUUUUCACUUAGAAUAACACCCGAGAUGGAGAGAAACUUGAGAUUUUUGCUCACGAAAGUGAAGCUUGGCAACCAAAGAAGGUAUCAGGUCUGGUUUGCUAAAAAGUUUCUUUCUUCGCCCGACAGGGAGACUCUUUUGGUAGACAUUGUGAGGUUUAUCUGUUGCACAUGCCGUUCUUCAAGCGAAGAUAGUCAUGAUGUGGAUGUGAUGCCGAGAUGGGCUGUGAUUGGUUGGCUGUUGAUGUCUUGCAGGAAAGGCUGCGUCCAAGCAAACUUAAAGCUUGGGUUGUUUUACGAUUGGCUGUUUUUUGGUGAGGAUGACGACAUGAUGUGUGUCGAGCCAGCAAUUUUGUUGAUGGUUAACUCUAUUCCAAAGUAUAGUGAUAUCACCAAUACUCUUCUUGAGUUUCUCUUGAUUUUGAUUGACAAUUAUGAUGUAGAAAGGAAAGAUGUGAUAAUCAAAGGGGUGUUAAGCGCUAUCCAUGCGCUUAUUAGUAAAGGCGUUAUAAAAUCACUUGAUGUCUUGACUCAGUCCGAUAUGGUAUCUCCCUUGCUAAGAGAAAUGCUAGGGAAAUUGUUGUCUUUCAUGGAAACUGCCCGUUCCAAAGUGGUGCAAACAAUUGUUCUUCCACAAAAUACUACACCACCUGUCAUUUGACAUCUUUGUUGGCUAUGAGAGCGAGCGACUGGGGUGGCUUACUUUCAAGUGAAGUGGUCUUUACCGGAAAAAUCACCUCACCCUAUAAAAAGCAUUUGCCAGGAAAAUGGUUUAACAGUAAAAUUACACUUAUAUAUUGCUUAUUUAAGAAAGAAUUCUAAUGAUGCUUGUUCAGAAAUGCAAUCUACAAUAUUUGUUAGUGGCAUUAAUGCCUGAGUUGCCUUAUCAUUUCUCACUGGUCCUUGAAUCCCCAGAAUGACAAUAUGGUGAUGUACAUCAAUAGUAGGAACGAAGAGGCCAGUAAAAUUACUGUCAACGUGCUUUGAGGGCUUCACGCUGGCAUGGUGCACCACAUGGACACGGUCUGGUUCUGAUUCCAGGCCGGCUUGUCCCAAUUUAUUUUUUUGUAGUGGUACCUGGAACCUAUAAUACAUUAAUACCAGCUCCUGUCUUUAAUUUUUAUAAAUGUAUAUCAUCAUACAAAUUUAAAUUAAUUAAUUAGAAAUGUAAAGAUGUGCAUUAUAAUUAUUAUUAAGAUAUUUGUAUUAUUUAUGUUUUAUAUAAUGUAUGGGAUUUAAAUACAAUUGUAACAAAAAAAAUUACAAGUGUAACAAUUUGGCAAAGAUAUGUAUACAU